Glycine soja is the source of this 441-nucleotide messenger RNA. RefSeq lists its product as uncharacterized. The record is from RefSeq and is a predicted model, not a curated record. The transcript is spliced from 2 exons. Lineage: Eukaryota; Viridiplantae; Streptophyta; Magnoliopsida; Fabales; Fabaceae. Bases 1 to 441 code for a protein of 146 amino acids.
AUGAAACCAAACUUUGAUCCUGAAGUGGAGGCUAAUGCAGAAGAUGAAUCUGAGGUUUCUUCCAAAGUAUCUAUUCAAGAAGCCUGUAAUGAUUCUUGUUGUGACAACCUCAUUAACAUUUCCAACAUCACAAAUCCAAUAGGGAUUCAUCCUAAUUCAGAAGCUAUUUCACUUGACUCAACUCUCAACUCCAUGAAUAGUGAGCCAGGGGAAAGAGAUUCAAUAGGAUUUUCAUUCUCAAGCAAUGAACCCGCCUCUCAAACUACAGCACCAACCAUUCCACGAGUCUUCCCUUGCAAUUUCUGUCAGCACAAGUACUUCCUUUUUCUAUCUGGACUGACAAAGAAGUUGCAGGAAGAAGUUGAUGAGUUCUCAAAUACUUACUACUUGGACCUUCAUGUUGGAGACAUGAAGCAGGAAAUAGCAUUUGCUACUAGCUAG